AAAUUAAUCUGAAGUACCCUUACUUUGCCUUGGUGAUUAUAAACGUGUCCUGUUUUCUUCCUACCCUCCUCCUCCCAGCCAGUUCCCAGCCAGCACACAUAGUGCGCAUGCUUGCAUACCAUGAUGGCGCUGUCUGGCUGGGGCAAAUCGCUCAGACUUUCAGUGCAGCCCGGUAUCGGAGGUGGAACGACCGUGGAGAAGAUAGGACAAAAGGAUAAAAAAAAGCAGCACAAUUAGAUCUAAUCCAGCCAUUAAAAACCACACGAAAGCUUUGUUUGGCAACAGUCGUCGGUUUCAGUGCUCCAGCUUCAGACAUUGCGGGUUCCGGUGCUGUCAAUGAAUGAACAUUCCAGCCAUGAUGUCCGAGCAGCCUCCCUGCCUGGAAGCUACAGCUCUGCUGAAUGAAGUGGCGCUACUACCUCACAUGCCCAGUGGGGACAGCGUGCAGCAGGUAAUCCUGGUACAGGUAAACCCUGGAGAAACAUUUACCAUUCGGACAGAAGAUGGGCACAUCCAGUGCAUUCAAGGUCCUGCUCACGUGCCUAUGAUGUCGCCAAAUGGCUCCAUGCCGCCUAUCUUCGUGCCUCCUGGUUACAUGUCACAGGUGGUCGAGGAGAAUGGCGUCCGGAAGGUGGUUGUGUUGCCCCACUCGGCAGAAUUCCACCCGUCAAUGGCGCCCCCUCCACCCCACGUUCCCCACUACAUGCACCACCACCCCCCCAUGCUGCACCACCACCACGUCUACCCCCCUGUGCCGGGGAGUGGAGAGCUCCCACCUCAUUUCAUCCACCAGCACCCCCCACCACACAUCUACACAGAGCAGGAAGCGCUGGCCCACGGCAGAAACAGUCUGAUCCACCAGGACGAAAGGGCCAUGAAGAUGCAGGAGCACCUACGCAAGAGGCUGAAAGACAGACAGCUUGGGGUCCCCAACAACAAGCUGAACAGCCCGCCCCCGUCCCCCCACAGGAGCUAUUCCCCCGGGGUGCAGAACGGCUACGGGAAGGGGCACCUGGUGUCUGCCAUGCCCACUGGACCCAUCAAGCCCAAACACGCCGGAAAGAUGAGAAGCACCCCCCCUGCUGAGGGCCAGACCCCAGAUUCAGAGACAGACGUGAACAGGAUUCUGGAGCUACUGUCCAAUGUUGCUAAACCAACAGUGUCUGAAAUCCAGGCCAGGUCUGCUGUGCUCUCCUGGAAUCUCCCCCUGACCCCACAUAACGGUGAGAAGAACGGGGACCACACUGCCCCCUCCUUGUGCUACGAGAUCACUGUCUCCAACAACGGCAGGAACGGUGUCUUCAAAUCUGUCUACCUGGGAGAAGAAACUACCUUUACACUCCCUGAUCUGAAGCCAGCUACAGACUACCACGUCAGGGUGUCCGUGACGUGCAGCUCGGUCAAAGGCCCCGUUUCGGAAGCAGCCAGCUUUACAACAGAGUGCAGUGAGCCUGACCCCCCUGCUCCUCCCAAACUCCUCCACAGGACCAAGAACUCCAUCGUCCUGCAGUGGAAGGCGCCAAAUGACAAUGGCUCUAAAGUCACCAACUUUCUUUUGGAAUAUGAUGAGGGCAAGCAGAGGGUCUUUAAGGAAUGUUACUAUGGACAUGCAAAACAGUACAAAGUCAUCAGAUUGUCUCCUUCCACAAAAUAUGCCUUUAGAAUAGCUGCUGAAAAUGAUAUGGGAAUGAGUGCUUUCAGUGAAGUGGUGAUAUAUCACACCGCAGGCAGCACCCCCCCUGCGCCAGCCCCCCCUCGGCUGGCAAGGGUGGGGGUCACCUGGCUGACCCUGGAGUGGAGCUCGCCCAGCGGGGCCUCGGGAGAGGAGACCCUCACCUACAUCCUGGAGAUGGAGGAGGAGAGCUUGGGCUAUGGCUUCAAACCAAAACACAAUGGGGAGGAACUCUCAUGCACUUUAAAGAAUCUCCACAGAAGCACCUCCUACAAGUUUAGGGUCUUCGCCUGCAACAUAGAGGGCCGGAGCAGCCCCAGUGAGGUGGUGGAGUACAGCACCAGCCCAGACAAACCAGGGGCCCCGGGUAAGCCCAGCAUCAAGGGGAGGAGCCACACACGCUGCCUGAAGAUUGUCUGGGAUCCCCCGAAGGACAAUGGAGGAGCAGAGGUUACGAAGUAUGUUUUAGAAAUGUCAGAAAGUUUGAAUGGUAGUAAAUGGGACAUGGCGUACAGUGGCUCUGCAAGAGAAUGUCUUUGUGAUAAUCUCAGCCCUGGGAGCUGGUACAGGCUGCGGGUUUACUGCGUCAGCUGUGGGGGGCAGAGUCAGGUCUCCGAGGUGUUCUCGGUUCAGACGGCUGCUGUUGCUCCUGGACCGUGCCAACCACCGCACUUGGCGGGGAGACCCAAGCCUCGGGAGAUUCCACUGCGAUGGGCUAGCCCUGCUAUGGACGGAGGCGCUCCAGUUAUAGAGUACACCGUGGAGAUGUCGGAGACGGACCAGGCCAGCCGCAGGCAGCUGUACCAGGGCCCCGAGACAGACUGCACUGCCAGCAACCUGCUGCCCGGCCAGACCUACUGCUUUUGGGUGAAAGCUGCCAACCAAGCUGGGUAUGGCCCUUUCUCUGACACUUGGGAGGCCUCCACAGCACCGGGGUCGCCUGAACAGUGUAGGGCCCCACAGCUGUCAGUCCAGGCAGCCACGUGUGUGCUAGUGAGCUGGGAGAGUCCCGCCUGUAAUGGUGCAGAGGUCAUUGAGUACAGGCUAGAGUGGGGAGGCACAAAGGGCUGCAUGCAGCUGGUGUACUCUGGACCUGCUCUUUCCUACGAAGUCAAAGGCCUUGUUCCAUCAACAACAUACUACUGCAGGGUGCAGGCAUUGAAUAUAGCAGGGGCGGGCCUCUUCGGAGAGGUCGCUAUGGUAACGACCCCAGCAGCAGUCCCGGCAGCAGUAUCGGUUUUAGAAGUCCUUGAGGAAGACUCUCUUCCUGAUCCCCUCCCCUCCCUGUCCACCUGCCUUGCAGUCCAGUGGCAGGAACCCUGUUGCCAUGGUGCUGACAUCAUUGGCUACAAUGUCGACUUUGGGGAACGGCAACCCCUGUCUGUGGGAAGGAGCACCAGCUGUGUGCUGAAGAAUCUGCAGCCAGACACCACGUACAGGAUCCGAGUGCAGGCGGUGAAUGGGGUGGGUGCGGGACCCUUCAGCCACUCUCUCAAAACCAAAACGAAACCACUACCUCCGGAUCCCCCACACCUGGAAUGUGCCGUCUUCGGACACCAGAGCCUUAAACUGAAGUGGGGGGAGGGCCCCAGCAAGAACCAGCUCACCAGCUCAACACAGUACUGCCUGCAAAUAGAGGACAAGAACGGCAGAUUUGUCUGCAUUUACAGCGGCCCCUGCCACACCUACAAGGUCCAGCGGCUUAGCGAGUCCACUGCCUUUCACUUCCGGAUCCAAGCACACAACGAUGCUGGGGAGGGCCCCUUCUCUCACGUUUACACCUUCACCACCACCAAAUCCCCUCCUGCCCAGCUCAAAGCUCCCAAAGUUCAGCAGCAGGAGGAUAACCUCUAUGAGGUCACAUGGGAGCCCCUUCAGCCAAUGAGAGGAGACUCCGUUGUUUACACACUCCACCGCAUCAGCGGGAGAGACAUAGAGCAGGUAUAUAAGGGACCAGAGACGUCAUUCCUCUUCAGAAACGUUCAGCUGAGCUGCGAGUAUCGCUUCCGUGUGUGUGCAGGCAGGCAGUACCAGGACAGUGGCGUUACCCAGGAGCUGUGGGGACCAUACAGCCCCAGCGUAGCCUUCACAGUCCAGCGGCAGGAGCACGACCCCAUGGUGGCUACGGAACCAGCAGGUGGGGAGCAGGCUGUGGCCCGAGGGAGCACCAUGACCGACGAACAAUUAACCCUGCUCCUGUUAGUGGGCUUUGCAGUGGUAGCCAUCCUUUUCGCUGUUGUCAUCCAGUACUUUGUUAUCAAGUAGACCAGCAGGGGGAGGAGCUGUUGCGGGAGGAGUGGUGGAUUUUGCAUCGUACCCCAAGCCUGCUAUCGAUUUUUUGGGGGGAUUUCUCCAGUUCAAGGGACAGUCGACAAUGCCAGUUUUUCCUUUUUCUACCGCUCCUGCUUCUAUCUAACGAGGGUCUGCAGAACCCAUGUGAUUCAGUAAUAUUACCGUUAUUUACUAUUAUAU
Messenger RNA from Polyodon spathula (Mississippi paddlefish), 4144 nucleotides. Its product is annotated as fibronectin type-III domain-containing protein 3A-like. The coding region runs from base 341 to 3937 and encodes 1198 amino acids. The transcript has 26 exons. Lineage: Eukaryota; Metazoa; Chordata; Actinopteri; Acipenseriformes; Polyodontidae. The record is from RefSeq and is a predicted model, not a curated record. Gene Ontology annotation, molecular function: protein binding.